Candida albicans SC5314 is the source of this 1173-nucleotide messenger RNA. RefSeq names its product fluoride transporter. Gene Ontology annotation, biological process: fluoride transmembrane transport. The record is from RefSeq and is a predicted model, not a curated record. Gene Ontology annotation, cellular component: membrane. The transcript has a single exon. Bases 1 to 1173 code for a protein of 390 amino acids. Gene Ontology annotation, molecular function: fluoride transmembrane transporter activity. Lineage: Eukaryota; Fungi; Ascomycota; Pichiomycetes; Serinales; Debaryomycetaceae.
AUGGUUGCACCACUUGUAUCUGAAUCGCAAAGUUCUAGUAUAGAAGAAACCGAUGAGCAACAGCAACAGUAUCAACAGCUUGCAAGAAGACGAACGAUACAGAGUGAUUUGGUAGAUAUUGAAGCUGAGUCAAUUUCCAGUGCAUUGCCUGAGGGAUUCAACUAUGAAAAAAAGACUACGGCAACUCGGUUUCUCGACAAAACUCAAAAAUACUAUCCAGUCAUACUAAAUAUAGUCCAUGGCGCAAUUUGGGGUGUGUUAGUUCGUAAAGGGUUGAUGCUGCUUACGACUUAUAGUGGGUCUUUCCUAUCUGGUGUGAUUUGGGCCAAUUUUGCAGCAUGUGUGGUUAUGGGAUUGGCCAUUGAUGGUGAAGUUUUUUGGAUUAGGUUGUUAGAGGAGAAAGAUUAUCCUAACAAAGGAGCAAUUCCUGUUUACACUGGUCUUACAACGGGGUUUUGCGGAACAGUCUCGUCGUUUUCCUCGGUAAUACUAGAGGCUUUCAAUAAAGCAGCAGACACUGAUAUUGGUGUGCGCCAUCACUAUCCCAAUGGUGCCUAUGGUAUUAUGCAAUUUCUUGCCGUGAUACUAGCACAAUUUGGAUUGUCGAUCAUGGGGUUCCAUAUGGGGAAACAGUUUCUGGCCGUUGUGGAUAAUUAUUUACCACUAGUUACCAAGCGUAUUUACAAGGUGUUGGAGCUCACCUCAAUGAUAUUGGGUGUUGUUCUUGUGGUGAUAACUUGUAUUUUAAUUGGGGUUAAGAAACAAGGUAGUUGGAGAAGUUGGACAUUCUCGAUGCUUUUCGCUCCGUUUGGCGCUCUUUUAAGAUACUACUUGUCCAAGUUUUUGAAUAAUAAGGUUUCAAACUUUCCGCUUGGUACAUUUACUGCCAAUUUUCUAGGAACGUUACUACUUGCGGUGUUCACACUUUUGGCAAGAGGUAAAUUGCCUGGCGGUAAAGGACAUAUUGUCACUAAUACCAUUGCAUUACAUGUUUUAGAAGGAUUAGAUGAUGGUUUUUGUGGUGGUUUGACGACUGUGAGUACAUUUGUGGUAGAGCUAUUUGGGUUGAAAACGUUAUUCAGCUAUAGGUAUGGAACGAUAUCAAUAUUGGUUUGUUUUGCGGGUGUUGUUCUUAUUUUGGGUUCUUAUAAUUGGAGUGUUGGACUUGACUGA